Molecule: messenger RNA, 2250 nt
Organism: Mauremys mutica (yellowpond turtle)
Lineage: Eukaryota; Metazoa; Chordata; Testudines; Geoemydidae
Gene: MYD88
Product: MYD88 innate immune signal transduction adaptor
Exons: 5
Coding region: 33-926 (297 amino acids)
Biological process (GO): defense response to Gram-positive bacterium; MyD88-dependent toll-like receptor signaling pathway; positive regulation of canonical NF-kappaB signal transduction
Cellular component (GO): plasma membrane
Molecular function (GO): Toll-like receptor binding; TIR domain binding
Source: RefSeq, a predicted model, not a curated record
UUGCGAAAGCGGCAGGCGGCGGAUCGCGAACCAUGGCCGCGGCCACCACCGGCUCCGGCUCCCCCGGGCCCGGCUCCCCGGCGCCCCCCGACCUGGAGGCGGUGCCGCUGGUGGCGCUGAACUUCGCGGUGCGGCGGCGGCUCGGGCUCUACCUCAACCCGCGCGCCCCGGUGGCCGCCGACUGGACGGCGCUGGCCGAGGAGCUGGGCUACGAGUACCUGGAGAUCAAGCACCUGGAGGCGCAGCCCGACCCCACCGCCCGCCUGCUGGAGGACUGGCAGGGCCGCUGCCCCGGCGGCGCCACCGUGGGCCGCCUGCUGGCGCUGCUGCGGGCCCUGGGCCGCCACGACGUCCUGGCCGACCUGGGCGCCCGCAUCGAGGAGGACUGUAAGAAGUACCUACAGAGGAAAGAGCAGCCUGUUCAGGUGCCAGCAGUAGACAGCAGUGUUCGGAAGACAUUAGAGAUGUCCGGCAUCACUACCAGAGAUGAUCCUUAUGGGAACAUACCAGAGCUGUUUGAUGCCUUCAUCUGUUACUGUCAAAAAGACAUUCACUUUGUCCAAGAGAUGAUCAGAGAGCUGGAGCAAACGGAGUUCAAGCUGAAGCUGUGUGUGUUUGAUCGGGAUGUCCUGCCAGGAUCGUGUGUGUGGUCCAUCACUAGCGAGCUUAUAGAGAGACGGUGUAGGAAGAUGGUGGUGGUUAUUUCAGAUGAUUACCUAGACAGCAAUGAAUGUGAUUUCCAGACCAAAUUUGCUCUUAGCCUUUCCCCAGGUGCUCGCCAGAAACGACUGAUUCCAGUCAAGUGCAGGUCCAUGAAGAACGAGUUUCCAAGCAUCUUGAGGUUCAUUACAGUCUGUGACUACACUAAUCCCUGCACCAAAAAGUGGUUCUGGAUAAGACUGGCAAAAUCUCUCUUGCUUCCAUGAGGCAAAGCUACAUGAGCCAGGUUGCCUUUUGAUCCAGCACAGCUGUGCCUUCAGGAAAAAAAGAAACUCUAACUUCCAGGUGUCGUUUAUACAGUCUUUCAACACGCCAGAACUUUGAUCCUUGCAAUAUUGUGCCUGGGGCCUCCAACAGACACACAGGGGUUACCUGAAGGGGGCGCUUAAUUGCAUUAAAUGGGGAGUUAAUUAGAGUACAGCGGCCACAAUGCACUUCUCCAGGUGGGUAACUUUCAAUGACCAAAGCCACAAACCGUAGAUGUUGUACACAAAUUUUAUGUGGUUUUAAACACCAGUACAUGGCUCCCAUAAUGGUAUCUGGGCAUUGUCAGGAGAAUCGUUUCUCUCUUUAAUCCCUGGUGAAAUCUGAUGGCUGGUUGCUGACCUGUGUGAAAUGAGUUCGGGGGUCUCAGUGUUGUUUCUAGUGGACAAAUGCCAUGAAAAUCAUUGAUACUGGCACCCUGGUUGGUAGAGAGGCCAAGGAUUGAACUACCCUUUUGUUCCCUAGAGGCAACCCCUCCAGAUCCAGGUUGUAGCACGCUGGAAGGGCAGUUUCCAUUGUACCUGCUCUCUAGCUAUAUGGAGGACUUCAAUCUCCAGGACUCUCUUUGUAUUUAAUGAGCAUCAAAUUUACUUAAACAAUGUUUAAGUAUCUAAAAGAAAUUAACCGAUCUCCCAUUAUUUUUAGCAAUAUCUGACUCUUGAGAAAUGACUGAAGUGAGUUUAUUUUCUGUUUAAUAUUUUUUUUCUCAAUUUUGGUCUUUUAAAACAUUUUAGGUCCUAGUCCAACCUGUUCAGAGAGUUAGUUACUCAUGUAACUCCUCUGUGGCUGACAUCCUCUGAAACAGCCUUCUGACCUUGACCAAUGAUUGGUUCUUCGUUAAAAGCAAAAGCCAUAGAGAAACUCAUACUAAAUAAUGAGGGUACUGCUUGUAGCACUUAUGUCUGUCCGUCUGUGCCCAUGUCCCAUUUAGCUAAGUGAUCGCUCUUACAUCAGCACUGGGAAAUCAUAGAUCCUAUAAUGUUUACAACAGAUCAUUCUCACGUUGAUGGCUCAGUCUUGGAUUUGUAUUGCAGGAUUGAACCCUUAACACGCAAGGUGCUGAAUACCUUCAGCUUCCAUUGACUUGAAUGGGAGAAUUGAGCUGAGAACUUUCUAGGAGCAGCUGAGAACUUUCUAGGAGUGUAACGGGUCGGACUCACCCCCGCGGCGCCUCCUACUGGUGAUUCCGGGAAUUAGCUCUAGUCCAGCGCUGGAGCGCCCUCUGCAGGCUGGUGAUCCACCUGUUCUCAGGCCCCCAUGUCCCUC